GCGUCGGAUCCUCGGGGGAUACUGGUCGACGUCGACUCGCCUCAGCUGCUGCUGACUCGAGCGAGCCACACUCCAACCAUCACCGAUGGCAGCGGAUGGAACCACGCCGCGCGUGUCGGCCUCGUCGCCUCCCACCGUCGGGACGCUCCUCACCAGGGCCUCCGCGGCGCGCGACCGCGGGUGCUCCUCGCCGCGGUCGCUGCUGUCGCGCAUCCUGCACGGUGGCCGAGGCCGCAGCGGCGCCGGGUUCGGAUGCCGCAUCCGCCUCCUCCCGCGCUAUUGUGCCAGCGCCAGCGCCGCGGCGGCCAAGGAGGACGCCAUCGCAGCCGCGAAGCAUGAGGAGGAGGACGAGCCGGCGGAAGUGGAGGCAGCCCAGCCGGCGCCUCGAGAGCCGGGGGGCCCUCGUAGUUCUCUUGGGAAGCAGGACGCCCUGCCGGCGAGCCUGGGCCUGGGCGCCAGCCUGGUGCUGCUGCUGUCCAAGAGCGCGGCGGAGCUGAGCAGGAUGGCGGAGCUGCGCGCCCAGAUGGAGCGCCUGCUCGUCGACGCCAGGGCGGACGCGCGGAGCUGCACCGGCCGACCCAGCGCCUCCGGCGGCCGUUCCGACUGCGCCAGCGCCGUCAAGGGCCCCGUCGCCCGCGCUGGCGGCGAGGAUGAAGAUGAUGGCGCCCUGUCCCGGUCCGAUGGUGACGGGGGCCGUGACAUGGACCGGAUGGAAGCUGAGCUUGAGGCGGAGCUGUCGCGCUUGCAGUUGCAGGGAGCCUCGGACGUCGAGGACAGUCCGCCUAGCCGACGGCGUGAUGAUCAACUCGUGGUGCAGGCGGGACCGAAGAGCGGUGCCUCCUCAAGGAGACACUCGGCGAUCUGCUCCGAAGACGACAGCGACGACGGAGAGACAGACAACAGCGGCGACGAAAGCCAAGACGACGAGGAGGAGUAUGAGCAUGACGCUGAUGAGGGGAACGUGAUCAAUGGCCCCGCCCACGGCGGCGUGUCGGCCCGCGAGCUGCAGCUGAGGCUGCACCAGCUACUGCAGUCGCGGCACGAGGCGCGGAUCGCGGAGCUGGAGUCGGCGCUGGAGAGCGCGCGCUGGAAGCUGCGGGAGACGGAGCGCGAGGCGUGCCGGUGGCGCGACACCGCCAAGCUCGCCACCCGCUUCGCCGACGAGUCGAGGCUCAGGUAGGAGUCGAAGAGAACCCACCGUCGCCGGAAUCCCGUGCCCGUGCCCACUGUCCGAUCGUUCUGCUUCCAAUAGGUUCACAGAUCAAGGGCUCAUUUCGCGAGAAGUUUAUGCUGAACAGAACAUAUGCGCACGGAUCGAGAUGAAUCUUCCUUCAUCGUUUGGUUCCAAACUGUACUGAACAACCGAUCAAUUCCAGUCGCGCUCGACGGCUCGAGGCAUUCAUUC
Molecule: messenger RNA, 1405 nt
Organism: Zea mays
Lineage: Eukaryota; Viridiplantae; Streptophyta; Magnoliopsida; Poales; Poaceae
Exons: 3
Coding region: 86-1180 (364 amino acids)
Biological process (GO): asymmetric cell division
Source: RefSeq, marked validated